CCUAUAAAAAUGAUCGUGACUCGUGAGAAACAAAACCCCUAAAAAGUCUAAAACCCUCUCGAGUUCAAGUCUUAAAAAAGAAAACUCAUCGCUCUCUCCCUCACAGACUUAAUUCCCAAAUCAAAUAGCCGAAAUUCAAACGCAAAAACCCCAUUCUGAUAAUAAAUCCAAAUGAAAAGAUCCUAAAGUAUUAGGAGUAAUAAUUCGAUUAAACCCUAAAAGUAAAAACCACCUUGAGUAUUGUUUUGGUCCCUUGUCUUGAAAAUGUGAAGGAUGCAAACUGUAAGAGGAGGACGGAUAUUCUGCUUCAAGCACUCCGCAGCUCCUGCAACAUUGUUUGCUGAGGCAAGAAAUAUAGUGCGGCGUGGAAGAUCAUACGCUGCUUCUCUUCCUUCUGACGCUCCAAAGCGCAAAAAAGUCUCAAAGGAUGAACGACGAGCUAUGAUCGAAUCUUUCAUCACUAGGUAUAGAUCAGUAAAUGCCGGGAAAUUCCCAUCUGCAUCUGCAGCUCAAAAAGAAGUGGGUGGCUCUUAUUAUGUUGUUAGGAAGGUUCUUCAAGAGUUAGAGUAUAAUUCUAAAGUAUGUUCCUCAAACAGCAGUUUCGAAAAUUUAUCUGGAAAAGUUGUCGAUAAAGAGGAGAAAUCGUUUUCUGAAGUUCAAGUGGUCUCAACUGCAGUCAGAGUCCAAAAUGACACUUGUACAGAAGCUAUAGAUGAUGUGAAGAUGCUUGAUUCUGAUGACAAGGAACUGGAGGCUGAGGGAGUGUUGCGAGUAUAUUCUUCAGAAGAGGAGACAUUUUCCAAAGGGGCUCUAAAGCCCCAAACUCCAGGUAGCCAUUAUGAUUUUGUUUUAGAAGAAAAUAUUGUGUUGAAAGAUGAUGCUAAGAGUCUUGAAAAACAAGAGGAUGCUAAAGUAGAGGAUGCUGCCAUUGAUAGUUAUGAUAAAUUUCAGAUGGUUCCAGACGAACAAAAAAUUGUGGAAGUUUCUGAUCAACAUCUUGAAUCAGCCGAGGAGUGUAAACCUGAAUCUCAUGGUGUUCAGUCAGAUUUUGUUGGAGUAGAAGGUGACCUACUAAAGGUAGAAACUGAGGUUGGAAAUGCAGAGGGUGAUAAAAAGGAACAAAUUGCAUCUGAAGAGUUACUAAAUUCUGGUGGUCCAGAGCUUAAAGCUGAGCACCAUCGACAAUCCUCAGAAGAGGAAAAGCAUGCAAGAUGAAUGACACCACAUAUGGGCAUGUGUGACACAGUGCGUCAAAGGAGAAUGAACUGUAUUGAAAUUUUGGGCAUAUUGUAUGUGUAUUAUUGCAAAUUGAUCUCCAUAUAUCUUUUUGUCAUACUUUUUGAGAGCAUUUGCAGAUUAGACUCUAGGUAUGCUAUUGAAACCUUACAACUUACACUGUAGCUCAUAAAUGGACCUGAGUUUGGCUUA
Theobroma cacao (cacao) is the source of this 1428-nucleotide messenger RNA. Its product is annotated as hydroxyproline-rich glycoprotein family protein. Lineage: Eukaryota; Viridiplantae; Streptophyta; Magnoliopsida; Malvales; Malvaceae. The record is from RefSeq and is a predicted model, not a curated record.